AUGAGCAAUGUACCAGAAGUAACCGGAGCAAGAUCCAGCCGCCAGAAAACAAGGAAGACAUCCAAAUGGUCAUCGACGUGGAUCUACUUGUUGGCGUUGCUUUUGGGCUGGUGUGUGAUCACCUGGUACUUUUCCUUUUCCGUCCACAAAAGCAGUACCAGCAAUAGGAAUGGAAAUGAAUUUUCGAAUGUAGUAGUGCCCCCAAGAAAGACGCCCACCAAUGUUGACUUGCAACAGCGCAAAGAGUCCGGAAGUUUGUCAUCGGGAGACCAACACUUUCUCAUUUCGUACUUGACAAUGACAGGGCAGUUCCAGCAGGAGGAGCAAAGUAGCAGCGAUGCACAGAAAGCACAAGAGAUUUUUUCCAAAGAAAUGAGGCGAGUCCAAGCCUGGUUGCUACAAACACAAAAGAGUCCCUUUUUGCCCCUCACGGCAUAUUUGGAGUCACCGUUGCCUCCUUACAAUGACACUCAAGUCCCCCGGUUGCUCUCCACGCAUCGACUGGCCAACAAGCCCCAAGAUCUGAUACAAAGAGAAUACACUACGGAUACGCCACAAUCUUGCCUUGAUUUGCCCAAUGCAUUUCCCGUCAUGAAACCACCCACCGACAAGGAAGAAGCAGAAACUCAAAAUAGGAAGAAUGACUGCCCCAUUCAUGGCGAUCCGUUUUUGCCGUGGAUCCAUGAUGCCUUUGUGUCACCGUCGGGUACUGUGGUGGAGAUUGUUGCCCACAAUCAACGAAGAUGUCAUACCAAUCCAAAACAAUACUUUCACAGGCUGCAACACCUGGAACCACAAGUGACCAUCAUGCAAAGUGUGCCCGUGAUUCGAGAAAAGGCAACCGGUAAUGGUGCCUAUCGGUACCGAUUGGCAUCGUUACAAGAGGCUGCCGCCAACACGGAUGCUGUUACGGAAACCAGAUUUAUUUGUCACUUUCAUACCCAAGUGCUGGCCAAUAAUCAGGAGGGCGACACUCUGCAAACGAUUCCUCUUGGCGAAACCUUGAGUGUCUUUCCCUACAAUUACGAACAUGCCAAUGAUCGAAAACGCAACAGCAAGCCCAUGCUGACCCGUGGCUGUGUGGAUGACAACUCCGUCUUCAAUGCCCUCAAGCUAUAUGAUCUAUGCUUGGAGAAUACCAUUGCCUUGGCAGCUACUCAAGAAGGUCUUGCAAUCACCAUUGUCGCGCUCAAUAACAAGGCACACAUCUUCCAUGAGUUCUGUGAGUUUCGCAGUCUCCAAGUGGUUCAGGAAACCAUCUACGCAGCUCUGGUGUUCUUGCCAAAGGGUGUUCAAGUCAUGGACAAUUCGAUGCUCCAAGGAAUUCUGUUCAAUGUGUAUAUGCUACGAAACUUGAACUGUGCACGAGCUGCAUAA
Molecule: messenger RNA, 1377 nt
Organism: Seminavis robusta
Lineage: Eukaryota; Bacillariophyta; Bacillariophyceae; Naviculales; Naviculaceae
Source: the annotation of a GenBank genome assembly